Messenger RNA from Humulus lupulus (European hop), 2772 nucleotides. RefSeq lists its product as uncharacterized. The coding region runs from base 1 to 2772 and encodes 923 amino acids. Gene Ontology annotation, molecular function: zinc ion binding. The transcript is spliced from 7 exons. Lineage: Eukaryota; Viridiplantae; Streptophyta; Magnoliopsida; Rosales; Cannabaceae. The record is from RefSeq and is a predicted model, not a curated record.
AUGGCUUCUGAUAUACAGACUCAAGUAAUUCUUCAUAGUACUCAAGCGUCCUUCAAGAAUUUGGAAAUCACAAUGGGACAAAUUGCUACAUCUCUGAGCAAGCUGGAAGCUCAUAAUUCUGGAAGAUUACCUUCCCAGCCAGAGAGUAACUCAAGAGCAAAUAAGAGGUCCCAUAAAACAACCAUGCCAACCUAUGUCCCUAUUCCACAUUUUCCAAGCAGAUUAAGAAAGACUAAGAAGGAAGAGAUAGACAAUGAGAUAUUAGAAGCAUUUAGAAAGGUGGAGGGUGAUGAAAAGAUAAUUGUGGGGCAGAACGUCUAUGCUGUUCUCCAAAAGAAGCUGCCACCAAAAUGCAAGGAUCCUGGAACCUUUACAAUUCCUUGUAUGAUUGGGAGUAAAAAGAUUGAGCGGUGUCAAACACAUAUAAAUAUUGUGGUGUUAUAUAAUGGAUCGUGGGAACAAGUUUUGAACGAAGGUUGGUCAUUUAGUGCUAAACAAAGCAAGGGUAUGAAGGUGCCAAAGACUAUCACUUACAAUAGUCUUGUUGAUCAAUUGUAUACUUUAAUCGGAGCUGACAAGUCUCGUAUUGAUCUUGACUUAAAUGUAAUCUAUCAUUUUGGAAGUAAAGGUAUCCCUCCAUCUUUGAUUAGUAAUGAUGAUGAUGUUUCUUUUUUUCUUGAUGAGAUAGGAACAUCUAUCAAUCAUCGGACACCCCUAUGUGUGUCUACUAUAGAGAAGAGAAGUAAUGAUCAUUUGGUUACUAAAACACAUGAUAAUGAAAAUAUUGAUAGGCCUACCUGCAAUGAUGUACUUGUGAAGCAUAAUUUACAACAGUCAACCUCCAAUGAAGUAUUGAAGAGCCAUGAUUCCUCAAAUAAUAGAAGUCGUAAAGUAAGACAGGUUGGUGAAGAUAAUCUAUGGAGUACUCCACUUUUGUUGAAUCAAGGGGAAAAAGGCUCUACUUCAGCCUCAACAGCUCAAUUACUGACAUCUUCUUCGAGUAUCAAUUCGUGGGAAAUAAAAGAGGGUCAAAUAUUUGAGAACAAGCAAGAGUUGAAGAUGAAACUCCAUCUUUAUGCAUUAAAGAAAAACUUUGAGUUUAAAGUAAAGAAGUCUGCGAAAAAUAUAUGGUGUACAGUAUGUGUUGAUGAUAAAUGCAAAUGGAGGUUGAGGGCUACAAAAUUGGUUAAUUCCAAUAUGUUCGAGGUUCGUAAAUUUUUCGGUGAACACAUAUGUUCAUUGGAUGUUCGACAUAAAGAUCACCGUCAGGCAUCCCCAUGGCUUAUUGGACAUGUCAUAAGGAGAAAAUUUGAGGGUGAUAAUGUUAAUUACAAGCCAAGGUCAAUUGUAAAAGAUAUGAGUUUAUCAUAUGGAGUUCAUAUGAGCUAUGCUAAAGCUUGGAGGUGUCAAGAGCAUGCAUUGGCUUACUUAAGAGGUACACCAGAAUCAUCAUUUCAGAAACUUCCCUCAUUUCUAUACAUGAUGGAGCAAAAAAAUCCUAGAACUGUUACUCAUUUGCAGAUGGACAAUGAAGGUAGGUUCAAAUAUUGCUUCAUGGCCUUAGGUGUUUCUAUAAUGGGGUUUAAAACAUAUAUUCGCCCAGUUAUAUGUGUAGAUGGAACCUUCUUAACUACUCGGUGUGGAGGUACUUUGUUAUGUGCCAUGGGACAAGAUGCUAACAAGCAAAUAUAUCCAAUUGCAUUUUCAGUAGUUGACUCAGAGAAUAAUGACUCAUGGUUGUAUUUUCUACUGAGGUUGAAGGAAGCGAUUGGUGAAGUGGAGAAUCUAGUAUUCAUGUCUGAUAGGCAUACUAGUAUAGCAAGUGCCUUGACUAAAAAUUUUCCUAAGGCACACCACGGUGCUUGUAUACAUCAUGUUAGCAUGAAUAUCCGUGCGAAGUUCAAAACUGACCAUUGCCAUGAAGAAUUCUUCCUUGCAGCAAAAGCUUAUAGAAAUCGAGAGCUUUUACGCCAUUUUGAGAAGAUUAAAUUCAAAGAUCUUGCAAUUGCUCAAUACUUAGAGAAUCAAGUGGGUUUUGGAAAGUGGGCUCGUUCUUUCUUUCCUGGUCAUCGAUAUAAUUUAAUGACAACAGGUAUUGCCGAAAGCUGGAACAAUGUCAUUGCUGAGGCACAUGGGUGGCCAAUUACUUGUCUCAUGGAAUUUAUGAGGCACACUUUACAAAAAUGGUUUUUCGAGCGUCGAACUGCAGCAUCAGCGGCUACAGGUCCUCUUGCCACAGAAGUGGAAGCUGAUUUGCGAAAGUUAGCAGACAAGUCCACUACCUCGUUCCCUUUUCCGUCUUGUCAAUAUGAAAUAACAGUAUUGGAUGGUGAUCUUGAUGGAGAUGUCGACCCGAGGAGGAAAACAUGUAGUUGUAGAAGAUUUGAUUUGACAGGUCUUCCUUGCGAACACGCUCUAGCUGGUGCUCGAGAUCGUGGCAUUAGUCCAUAUAGUUUAUGCUCUAGAUUCUACACAGUUGAAGCGUGGUUGUCAUCCUAUGGUGGAUCUAUAUAUACGUUGGGUAAUGAAGAAUAUUGGGUGAUACUAAAUGACAUAGGAAGUAUGAUGAUAAAUCCUCCUUUAGUGAAGCAGAAGGCUGGUCGUCCAAAGAAGAAACGACGUUUAUCAAAGGCUGAGAAGAAUAGCAAACAACGUAGAUGUAGUAGAUGUGGUGUCCUAGGCCACAAUCGAAUUGGUUCAGUAAUACGACUUUUUGUGUUAAAGUUUGUUGUUUCGGACACACCUAAUUCAUACAUGCACGUAAAGUAUUAG